AAAAAAAAGGGAAGGUUAAUGAACAAGAUGAACUGAAUUUUCCAACUAUGGUUCUGCACUCCCCUGAGUUGGAGGCUGAUUUAGUCGGCAUUUGACACUGACUGUCCCUCAACGCUUCUUGUUUCCAUCAGGUUUGUGGUGUGCUGCUUUAACAGUUGUGCAAAGCCAGAACGGACUGUGGCAAUGAGUUGCAAAGGGGAGGAGGAGGAUGUGGUCAGAAGCUUUGACGGCGGCGUUACUUCCCUCCCUGGGGAGAAAGGAGAAGCUGCUGUACCUCCUCUCCACCUGACCCAGAUGUCCGAUGGAGCACCUUCAACGGCUGCUGGGGACCCUGCAACGGGCUCUGGAUUAUGUUUCGUCCUUCACCACUUACCUGCUUGGAGAUGAAACUUAUCCAGGAGCAGAAGAGUCAGGACAUAGAAGGGACAGGAGCAGCCGUUGCAGCAGCCAUGACGGGGAAGUGGAGACAGCACACUCUGGGGACAUUCCUCCAAGGAGACAUCUGGAGGUCUUUGAAGGUUCGCUCACCACAGAGAUAACCCCAGCCAACCAGGAAAUCCAGGCAGCAUCAGAAGCAGCACACCACGAUGCUCAGGCAACAGAGUCUGUUCACAAACUUUCCAAAUUGCCCAUCAGAUCUGAGGGACAGGAAAAGGCUGAGGAAAAGCUCUCAGAGUCCUCUCCAUUCCCAGCUGAUGCUCCAAAGUCAAGUCCCACAGCAGCUGCGAUCAGCAGCAUCAAACAGAAAGAUGUGGAGGGGCCAACUGCUACUGAGGGACUCCAUCAGUGGGAGCUAGAAGGAACCAGCUGGAUAGGAGGAGUUCAGCAGCAGGGGGCGCUAGAGGAAGAGGCAGAUACAGAACAGCAUCAGCACAGGGAAGCAGAGAAGCCCGCAGGCAAACAGCUGGAGGAACAAGGGCAGGGAGAAGAGACUUCAGAGGAGAGGGAGGAAAAGCAAGUGGGAACUGUGUGGUAUGACGGGAUCCAGCAAACUGCACCAGAUUUGGCACCGUCUGUGGGAGAAGAGCAGAGAGGGCUGGAGGGGAUGGUGAGGGCUGUGGGGUUUCAGCUCAGUGGGGUGGUGGAGGAGGAGGUCAAGAUGGUGGAGGGACAGCAGCUAGAGGCUGAGAGACAACAGGAAAAUGAAGCAGAGAUGGAAAAGGACCUGCUGGAGGAAACAAAUAUGGUGGUUGCAAAGGAAGGAAUUCCACAAACAGUGGCAGGCAGGGUAGAGACUGAAGGAGACCAGGAGGAGAUGAUCAGAGGAGAAGCUGAAGCUGGGAGAAGCCAUCUGUGGGAGCCAAAGGAGGAAGUAGAAGGCACAAGAGAGACUGACUGUGGUCAGGAAAAGGAACUGGGAGAAACUUUAUGGUAUGAGGGGAUUCAGGAAAGGGUACCAGAUUGGUCACAGUUUGUGGAGGUACAACAGCAAGGGCUGGAGGAGGCAACCAAGAUGGCAAAAGAUGAGCAACUGGAGGUUGAGCAGGAACACAAAGAAGAUCCAGAGGCAGAAGGGCAGGAGGGAGAGACAUGGGCUGUGGGAUUUCACCACAGGGGGCUGGAGAAGGAGGAAGAAGAGGUCAAGAUGGCAAAUGGUCAGCAGCUGGAGGUCAAGCAGGAACAGGAAGAAGAACCAGAGGUGGAAGAGAACAUGCAGGAGGAGAUGGAUGUAGCUGAAGAAAAAGAAAUUCAGCAAGCAAUGCCGGGCGCGGCAGAAGCUGAGGGAGAGCAGGAGGAGGAGCUACAAGAGGAAGAAGGAGCUGGGAGAUGCCACCAGCGGGAGCCAAGGGAAACUGCUGUGACUUUGGAAGAGCAGGAUGGGGAGCCAAAGGGAAUAGCAGAGAACAGGGGUGGUCAGUGGGAAGAAGCGGCAGGUGGAGAAGAGACAGAAGGGGCCCAGCAGAGGGAGGUAGAGGAACCUGUGAGUAAGGAGGCAGCAGAAGAACAAGUAGAACUUGCAGGAGAAGAAUGGCUGGAGGGGAGUGACCAGAAGGGCGAAUCAGAGAGGCCGGCAGAAGCUAGUGGUCUUUUUGACAAAGAGGUGCUGGAAGCAGCUGGAGUCCAGACAAUGCAAACAGAAGAGACAGACAGCAGACAGCAGCAAGAACCCGUGGUGUGCACUGCCCCCAACGCUGGGACAUUCCCAGUUGAGGUCACGUCCCUGGACACAAGUCACCAAAUGGAGCGGGUGCUGCUUCGCCGCAAGAGCUCUAUCCGGCGGGCGCCGAGCACAAAGAGACAGCCAGUGGAGACCCAGCCAGAGACGAUAAGCAUAGCUGAGGAGGUUCCGGCUCAACCACAAACACCGUGCAGGCAGAACCCAAGGCAUUCUGGGUUUGGGCCUAUGCACCCCAACAUGAUGGCUGAACUUCAGACGCGCCUGCGCAAGCCCCAGUGACCCAAGGGUUGAUUUCUGCAUUAUAUUUGAGCUUUCACAGGACGUAAAAGCCACCUCUGGAAAUCUAGGGGCCGUUUAGCACUCAUUUCCAUGUUAAUUGCUUUCGGGGGGGGGGAUAUACAUUUGCAACCCUGUUAACGCAGAAAAUUGUGG
Messenger RNA from Lacerta agilis (Sand lizard), 2551 nucleotides. It is a transcript of the gene APOBR, whose product is annotated as apolipoprotein B receptor. The coding region runs from base 302 to 2398 and encodes 698 amino acids. NCBI's taxonomy places the organism in Eukaryota, Metazoa, Chordata, Lepidosauria, Squamata, Lacertidae. The record is from RefSeq and is a predicted model, not a curated record. The transcript has 7 exons.